This is a messenger RNA of Lates calcarifer (barramundi perch), 1570 nucleotides long. RefSeq lists its product as uncharacterized. The transcript is spliced from 6 exons. The record is from RefSeq and is a predicted model, not a curated record. Bases 109 to 1122 code for a protein of 337 amino acids. NCBI's taxonomy places the organism in Eukaryota, Metazoa, Chordata, Actinopteri, Centropomidae.
UGAGCACACACUGGUGAUUUCCUGCUGAAGUUUAAGCAACAGCAUCUGUGGUUUUUCAUUACCACACAAGUUUCUGUGCAGCUGUUUACCGUCACUCUGGAUGCUGAAAUGGGAACAAAUUGCAGUACUUCUCCAAAGACCGUAGACUGUCUGUAUGACAUCGCCAGCAAUGCAGGUGUAGCUCCUGAUGCCUCUCUGGAUGCCUCCCUGGCCUCUCUGCUGUCCCUGAACUCCUCCUGGGCUCUGGAACAGCAGUACUCCACCCUGCAGAGGGGUAUGACCCAGUCACAGAGGUUUGACUUCAACCGUGACCUCCGCACCCUCUUCAGAGGAAACACCACGGUGAGUUACGGAGGCGUGGGUGUGGUUGCCCUGGCCCUUUCAGUCCUGUUUGAGAUGCUAGCCCAUCACCAGACCACAGGGUUGGGCUCAAGCAGCCCUGAGGCACGACUCCCGCCGCCGGACCCCAUACGCAGAAUGUUUGGGACUGAUGCAGGGUCGGACAUCAGCUCCAUUGCCAGCGAGCUCCUCAAACAGAUUCCUGGUGCAGCCAAUGACCAUGACAAGAUGGCAGCAUUGCUGGAGAGUUACGAGGGAAAGCUGCAAUCCAAGCUGCUGGAGCUGUAUGAGAGGAUGGUGUCUCUGGAGAGGACUGCAGUCAGCUCUGCUGGGGUCGGCUUCGUCUGCGAUACAAAGCAGAAUCUACAAAUAAUAUCAACAAUGGUGAAGCAAUGGAUGAACGGAGCUGCUCUCCACAUCCACACCUUCCUCCACUGGAAGCGUCUGACCAACUCAUCAGCUGAAGAAGUCUUAAGUCUGCAAUACCUGCAUCGUGUUGAGCCUCUGCUAAAGACCUACAGAGAAUAUUUACUCAGAAAGGUUAAAGUGUAUCCAGCCUUGAAUCCUGGUUCCAGUGGACUGCUGAUAGUAGAGCCUCUGAGAAACGUGACCCAUGGGGUUCACCAUAAAGCCUGCGAGCGUAGAGCCAUCCAACAGGCUCUCGUGGAGCGCUUCCUGUCGGACCAGAAUCUGCAGAGGGGAAAGCAGUUCUUCCAGAGCUCCCACGAGCACCAUGAUGAUCUGAUGGCACAGCAAAGACACUUUCAAUUGAGCAUGUUAUAAGAAAAAAAAAAACAGUUGCCUGUAGAUUAAUUUACCACCUAAUGUCACCCUGGUUUGGUGGAGGUGAUUUCUUUUUUACUCUCUCCAAAAUCACAGAAUUGGAUGUGUUUGUCUGCUUUAAUAUAAACUUAAAAUCUAAGCACAGACAGCUACCUAGCUUACUACAAUAGUAAGCUAGUCCGGCAUUAUUUCCAAAGUCAGGGGGAAUGUCAUACUAUAUGACAUUGUGAGUUUACAGGUUACAUUAAAAAAGCCCCGUUCAUAACUAGUGCAUCCACUGUGUAAUAUUUUCACACUGUCCUGGAUGCUACAAUAUCUGAGUGUAGUUUGGCAUUGACUCCUCUGUUCUUUUUUACUGAAUCUAUUUUCAAGAAACCUCCACCAAGGUCAUAAGCUGAGAUAGCAUCACCAAAAUAAAAUAUUAACAAUAAAGCAUGAAUCUACCCUU